Malaya genurostris is the source of this 2454-nucleotide messenger RNA. Its product is annotated as zinc finger protein weckle-like. The coding region runs from base 185 to 2140 and encodes 651 amino acids. The record is from RefSeq and is a predicted model, not a curated record. The transcript has 2 exons. NCBI's taxonomy places the organism in Eukaryota, Metazoa, Arthropoda, Insecta, Diptera, Culicidae. Gene Ontology annotation, cellular component: nucleus. Gene Ontology annotation, molecular function: zinc ion binding.
UUAUAAUCUCAUCUGGCAACCGUGGACUAUACAUCAGGGAGAACCUUGGACAGAAAGUUCUCAUUGCAUCUUGGCUUCAUCGUUAAUAAUCGCAUGUAAACAAACAGUAUUCACUAUAUCAAUUAUUAUAGAUUUGUCGAAAUAAUUACUAGAAAUGAGCUUGUGAUAAUCUGAACGCGAAAUUAUGGACAAGUUGGUUCAAAAGUGUCUUGUGCCGGGUUGCGACUCAAUGACAGACAACGCUCAAGUUAAUUUCUUCGAUUUUCCAACCACGGACCGUGAGCAAAUUCGAGUAUGGAAUAAAGCUCUUGGUUAUCGAGCAAAUUGCAAACAUAUUCCAGAUCCAAAAGUAUGCGAACUCCAUUUCGAAGAGUUUGAAAUUGAUAAAAGCUCAUCUACAGUGCAGUUGGUAGCGAAUGCGAUUCCUAGUAUAGGGGUCAUUAGCGCUGUUAAAUCCGGAAAUGAGUCGGCCACUCCAGUAACAUCUGCGAUGGGUGCUGCUCCAAGCUACUGUCGUCUAUGUGCAAAAAUGGAGCGCACACCAUUGAAGAACAGCAUUGGGAAAAUGAUGAAAUGUAACGAUACUGCUAAACUGUUGCAUAUUUGCCUAGGAUCUGACGGAAACAAUCCAAUGCUUCCCAGCGGAGUAUGUGAUGCUUGUUCGCAUAUGAUGAAGUUUUUGAUUAAAUUCGUCAAAAGUUGUUGCGGGGCGCAGGGAAGGCUUUCAAAAAUUUUUGCCGAGAAGAGUGAGCUCAACGAGACGACUGAAAUUUUGAAAUCAGAAACCGAAUGCAUUGUACAGACAGCCAUAAAGAAAGAAGUAGACGAAUCAGUUAACGAUCUUGCAACAGAUUAUCUAGAGAUUGGCAUAGAAAAAGAGGAAACGCGUGUCACACCUUGCGGCGUUGUAAGCAUCGAUGAUGAGUCCAAACAAGAACAUAAGCAAGAGAACAUUGAUGCGGAUGUAAAAUCAGAACCAGAUGGAUUGGAAUCUGAUUCUGAUUUUGAUGUUCCGAAAAAUAUCCACACUUCGUCACCGUCAAGCAGUGAAUCCGAUACGGAUGAUGAAAAUUAUGAACAGGAAGAUGAUAAAAUGAAUAUUACAAAUGAAUCUACGAUGGUGAAAUCAGAAGAUGAAGAUCUGACCAGCACAGAUCAACCGAAAAAACGCCGUGGGCGCCCAAGGAAACAUGAUUCUCGUUCACCUAGAUGUCCCAGAGUUCCGCGAAAACCUCGAGGAAGUCGCGAUAAAGCUAUGGAAGACAAGCCAGCAUCUUUGUGUAAACAAAUUUGUCAGGUGUGCGGAAAGAUUUUAUCCAGCAGUGCUACAUUCAACGUACAUAUGAUGACGCACACUCAGCAGAAAGACAUUGUUUGUCCGAUCUGUGACAAAAGGUUUUACGUAAAACAACAGUUGAAAAUACACAUCGAGUCAAUUCACGAGAAAAAGGACUUCGUGUGCAACAUUUGCGGUUUGAAGUGCCGUUGGAGAAAGAGUUUACGGCGUCAUAUGCUCCUUCACGAUGAUAAUCCCUAUAAGCAUAAGUGUACCUAUUGCGAUAAGGCGUUUGCACGACCCAAUCAACUGCGUUAUCAUGUGAUGAAGCAUACCGGAGAUCGUGUGUAUUGUGAAAUCUGCGGAGCAGAUUACAGGUUUAACUAUAUGCUAACGCAACACAAAAUACGCAAGCACGGUAUUGUUGUCGAAGGUGUACAGUUAUAUAAACAGAGUGCGAGAAAGAAGAAAACCGACGCUGGAGAGACGAACCAGCGUCGAAAUCGGGCAGGAGCUAACCAGCAGCCGACUAUGGAGCUACAACAACCUCUUGUGACGCCAAUUGCUGCCUCUAUGCAUUCACUUGCGAUGCACGAUUCUGACCGUACUAAUCAAAGCGAUUUAACCCAUGUAUCGGAUUUAGGAAGUCCUGCGACGACUGCAUCUUUUGCCACGAUCGCAUCCCCUGAACCGCCACAUUUUUCAAAUCAUCCGCAUUCUAUUCUGCAACAACAGACACAACAUCAGCAGUUACAGCAUCUUCAGCAAACAUCUCCCAUUCAGUUAGGUGGAUUCAAUGGAGCUGGAAUGAACAUGGCGAUGCCAUCAGGACUAUUAGGAUUCCCUACGAUGGGAAGACAGUAGGCGACACUAGCAAGUUAUGACAUGACUACAUUUAUACGCCAAGUCUCAGAAAAUUAUGUAAUAAAAUAGAAUUGCAUAUUUUAACAAACAAUAAAGACAAAAAAGCUUUCUAUUGUGUUUGCAUCAAAACUAGAUAUAGGACACUAGAAUGAUACCUUCGAAGGAAUCUAUAGUAAGAAACAUCGUUGUUUGUGUUUGAAUGCGUACUAGUCAAAUAAGCACAGUUUAGUAAACGAAUGCUUCGUGUUUUAGUUGAACAUCGUUUUUUGUUCUCAUACGGUAUUUCUUUCCAUCAUAAAACAAUACACAUUUAC